Molecule: messenger RNA, 603 nt
Organism: Teleopsis dalmanni
Lineage: Eukaryota; Metazoa; Arthropoda; Insecta; Diptera; Diopsidae
Product: neuronal PAS domain-containing protein 4A-like
Exons: 5
Coding region: 1-603 (200 amino acids)
Biological process (GO): regulation of transcription by RNA polymerase II
Molecular function (GO): RNA polymerase II transcription regulatory region sequence-specific DNA binding; DNA-binding transcription factor activity, RNA polymerase II-specific
Source: RefSeq, a predicted model, not a curated record
AUGAAGGCUGCUUUUAAAACUGAUGCAAACUACGAGGGUUAUCAUUAUCAGGAAGAUUUGCUCAUUCAUGGCGAUUCUGUUUACGAUAUCAUUGACAAACAGGAUCAUGCAGCAAUACAAGCCGAACUUAAUCGCAACGUACCACCGCAACCGGGACAGCACACAAGUUCCUCCUCAUCAUCGGCUACAUCAGCUGCAGCGGCGGCAGCAGCGGCCGCAAUGACAAGCCUCGAGGGUGAACAUCGCAUGUUCCUGUGUCGCAUGAAUGUCAGCCGUAAUGCGCGUAGACAAAUGCGAUUUGGAGAUCAAAAGGUUGUGCUAGUUCAGGGUCAUUACUUGUCAUUUUUACCGCUUUGUAGCCGGAAUGAGCCCGUAUUUUUGGCCACAUGCACGCCCAUUGCAAUGCCGGAGACACGCGAAUGUGUGGUUCAGGGCGCAACAAACGUUUUUACUACAAUUCAUUCAAUGGAUAUGAAAAUAGCGCAUAUUGACAAAAACGGUGAAUUUCAUUUAAAUUACAGCAGAAAUGAGAUACAAGGUUUGUCGUGGUACAAUCUAAUACACUCGGAUAAUUUGCGUGAAGCGCAGAUGAAAUCAACAUAG